This is a messenger RNA of Brassicogethes aeneus, 1527 nucleotides long. The record is from the annotation of a GenBank genome assembly. NCBI's taxonomy places the organism in Eukaryota, Metazoa, Arthropoda, Insecta, Coleoptera, Nitidulidae.
UGUAAAUACAAGGUGUAUGUAAAUAAAUUGCGGUUUAAGUUGCAUCAAACUAUUUGAUUUUUUAUGGUCUCCAAUUAGCUAAAGUAUAUAAAACGUAGUUUACAUGUUGAUGGGUAUUAGCAAGUAGGAGAGACUUGCUUUUAACAAAUGCUGCUUAAAAAAAAAGGUAUCCAAAGGAUGAAGAGUAGUAAGUAAUGAAUGAAUAUUAAAAAAUCUAUUAUGUGGAACAUAAUUUGUGUGGUGUUUGUAUCAAUUUUGACCAGUGUUCUGUCUCGAAAUGAGCCCAAAAAUGAUCCCAGAAAUAAUGGAGAGCUUGCCUUAUGGAUUGAUGAAAAACAAGUCAAAAUGUUCAGUGGUUUUCCCAUGGAAAUUUAUGCAAUUGUGAAUGGAAAUGUGCUACCCUACAUAUUAGAACCAAAUUUUGAAAAACACUUGCCUGUCAUUCCAUCAGAAGUCAGUUAUGUGAACUUUACAUGGAAAGCUGGCAGAAAGAAGUACCACUACAAUUUUGACAGGCUUCAGUCUUAUGACGAGAGUGUUUUGGAAGCCCCUGUAAUAUCCAUUAAAACUAGAGGAAGGGUGCCAAAAAAACCCAAGGAAUUCAGCAUAUUCCUACCUUGUUUAGGCAACAGUUCCGGAAUCGCCAAUUUCGGCAUUGGACUGCUUAUAGAAAGAAAAGGAAAGCCUUUAAAUGGCACCCCACUGAGGCUCAAACUAAGAAAAGAAUGCGCCCAUAGAAGCCCAGACCCGGAGUGCGACAAAAAAUGCGCUAAUCAAGGCUGGUGCAACCACGACAAAAUCUGCCAGUGUCCUGAAGGGUAUAUGGGUCAAUAUUGCCGCACUGCGCUAUGUUACCCCCAAUGCAUGAACGGGGGUAACUGUACUUCACCUGGGGUUUGCAGUUGCCCACCUGGUUUUCAAGGCAGACAUUGCGAGGGCGGUAUAUGCGGGCAAAAGUGCCUCAAUGGGGGUAAAUGCGUUCAAAAGGACACCUGCGAAUGUUCCAAGGGCUACUAUGGACCACGCUGCGAGUUUUCUAAAUGUAUAAUACCUUGUUUAAAUGGGGGUAAAUGUAAGGCUACUAAUAAAUGUAAGUGUCAACCAGGGUUUAAAGGGGAUCAUUGUGAAAUUGGAAGGGCAAAACCCCACAGAAGCAACUGCAAGUUGGUUUGUAAACAUGGUACAUGUGUUGAUAAUGGUUGUGUUUGUGAUCCAGGUUGGUAUGGACGAUUAUGUCAUCAUAAUACCAUGUGAAAAAUUAAUAAAAAGAAAAAAUGACAUGUUACUUAAUAUUUUUAAGUACCUACAAAUACUUAAAUAAAGCUUACAUUUAUCAAGUGCAUAUACUCAAUGUUUAUUAUUAUUAUUUUAAUAAUCAAACGUAAAAGGUGCCAAAUUGUGAAUAUUUUUUGAUGAUUAUUUAUGUUGAAAUCGUUUUUACUUGUAUUUUGCUUGUGAUAAUAAUAUUAAUUUUAGUAAAUGUAUUUUUAUAUCUAUAUAUUGACAAUAAAAAAAUAAUUUUUAGUA